Messenger RNA from Electrophorus electricus (electric eel), 1328 nucleotides. It is a transcript of the gene meis2b, whose product is annotated as Meis homeobox 2b. Gene Ontology annotation, molecular function: DNA binding. The record is from RefSeq and is a predicted model, not a curated record. Lineage: Eukaryota; Metazoa; Chordata; Actinopteri; Gymnotiformes; Gymnotidae. Gene Ontology annotation, biological process: regulation of DNA-templated transcription.
UUGAAACUACAUCCGCGUUAACUCCGAACACAAGUGGCACUUCCCAUUAUCCGCACAUCUGUACAUGACCAGAACCUGCACAUGCUGAUGGCGCAAAGGUACGAAGACUUAGCCCACUACGGUGGCGGAAUGGACGGUGUUGGGGUUCCGGCAUCGAUGUAUGGAGACCCGCAUGCUCCUCGGCCUUUGCCGCAAGUCCAUCACUUGAACCACGGGCCACCUCCCCAUACUAACCAGCACUACGGGGCCCAUGCGCCACCCAGUCUCGUGCCCAGCCUCGUACCCAGCGGCAUGGGCUCUGCUGUCAGUGAUGUCCUUAAGAGAGAUAAAGACCAGAUUUACGGGCACCCACUAUUUCCUUUGCUGGCGCUGGUUUUCGAGAAAUGCGAGCUGGCCACAUGCACGCCCAGAGAGCCUGGGGUCGCAGGCGGCGACGUCUGCUCUUCCGAUUCCUUCAACGAGGACAUUGCUGUCUUUGCCAAGCAGAUACGGGCAGAGAAACCAUUAUUUUCAUCAAAUCCAGAACUGGACAACUUGAUGAUUCAGGCAAUACAAGUAUUACGAUUUCAUCUUUUGGAACUGGAAAAGGUGCACGAGCUAUGUGAUAACUUUUGCCAUCGGUACAUUAGUUGCCUGAAAGGGAAAAUGCCCAUUGAUCUUGUAAUUGAAGAUCGGGAAGGAUGCAAGUCUGACUACGACGACCUCUCUGGAUCGUCGACAAAUCUUGCAGAUCACAAUCCAGCUUCCUGGAGAGAUUUAGAUGAUGCCCACUCCACUCCCUCGGUAGGCACCCCAGGGCCAUCCAGUGGGGGCCAUGCGUCUCAGAGCGGAGACAACAGCAGCGAACUCGAUGGCCUAGAGAACAACUUAGCAUCUCCUGGUACAGGUGAUGAGGAUGAUCCUGAUAAGAAACGCCAGAAGAAGAGAGGGAUUUUUCCCAAGGUGGCAACAAACAUUAUGCGUGCAUGGCUGUUCCAGCACCUCACGCAUCCAUACCCUUCAGAAGAGCAGAAGAAACAGCUAGCUCAAGACACAGGCCUUACUAUCUUACAAGUGAAUAACUGGUUUAUCAAUGCCCGGCGAAGGAUUGUGCAGCCCAUGAUCGACCAGUCAAACCGAGCAGUGAGCCAAGGAACUGCUUACAGCCCUGAUGGGCAGCCAAUGGGAGGUUUUGUUCUGGACAGCCAGCAGCACAUGGGCCUCCGACCUGCAGGUCCAAUGGGGGGCAUGGGCAUGAACAUGGGGAUGGAUGGCCAGUGGCACUACAUGUAACCUUCCACACAGACAUGGUCAUAAUGCCAGCCCUAUGGGGACUCUCCAGCACUAGC